UGAUUUAGAGUGCGAGGGGCUUGCUUAUGUGUUCAGUUAUGGUUGUGGGGUCCGAUUCGGUGGUUUGUGUUAGAUUUCUUUAUGGUGUAUGCUUAAUUAUAUGAUUUUGGAGUUCGUUCAUUUUUUCGUUCAUUCAUGGAGCUUUAUUGUGCUUCUUCAUUAUGUGUGCCAGGUACUGUGCUAAACCCUGGGGAGACGGCGAAGCGGAAAACAGAGUCUGUGCCCUCCCAGAUUUUAGUCCUACUUGGUCACUUCACGUAUGUACCUGCGGUUGUAAGUUGAGAUGAGUGCUGUGAAGGAAAGGUCCAUUCUGAUGCUCUGAGUGUCUUACAAGUAUCAAGAACUUACUAUAUGUGGUUGAAUAAACAAUCAAGGUAAAGAGCAUCAAGUAAAAACUUCUGCUUGUUGAUAAGUACUUCAGACAUUCCCCCAGUGGCUAAAGUGGCAUAUGAAUUAUGAAGUUGGAUCAUUUGGAAUGAAUGUAAGAGAAUUGCCAAGGGCUCCUCCUACUCCAGAGAGGAAACCUCAUCCAGGGCCAUGAAGCCACUUCCUCGCCAUCUGUGUGCUGCUUGAUUAAGCUAAUGCUGCGGGAACCAUUCUUCCUUGGGAGGAAUCAAGCUGACUCUUGGCAUGAGAUCCCUGCCUUCCUAGGGUUGAGAGUGGCACCGCCAUGGCUUCUCUGGAUGACCCAGGGGAAGUGAGGGAGGGCUUCCUCUGCCCUCUGUGCCUGAAGGAUCUGCAGUCUUUCUAUCAGCUUCACUCACAUUACGAGGAAGAACACUCGGGGGAAGACCGUGAUGUCAAAGGGCAAAUUAAAAGUCUUGUCCAGAAGGCUAAGAAAGCAAAGGACAGGUUGUUGAAACGAGAAGGGGAUGAUCGAGCAGAGUCAGGGACCCAAGGAUAUGAGUCUUUCAGCUAUGGAGGGGUUGAUCCUUACAUGUGGGAACCCCAGGAGCUUGGUGCUGUGAGAAGCCAUCUUUCCGACUUCAAAAAACACCGAGCUGCUAGAAUUGACCACUAUGUUGUGGAAGUCAAUAAAUUAAUAAUCAGGUUAGAGAAGCUCACAGCAUUUGACAGAACAAAUACUGAGUCUGCAAAGAUUCGAGCAAUAGAAAAGUCUGUGGUGCCUUGGGUCAACGACCAGGAUGUCCCUUUCUGUCCAGACUGUGGGAAUAAGUUCAGCAUCCGGAACCGCCGCCACCACUGCCGCCUCUGCGGGUCUAUUAUGUGCAAGAAGUGUAUGGAGCUCAUCAGCCUUCCCUUGGCAAACAAGCUCACCAGUGCCAGCAAGGAGUCCCUGAGCACCCACACCAGCCCCAGCCAGUCACCCAACAGUGUCCAUGGCUCCCGCCGAGGCAGCAUCAGCAGCAUGAGCAGUGUCAGUUCGGUCCUGGAUGAGAAGGACGAUGACCGGAUCCGCUGCUGUACACACUGCAAGGACACACUGCUCAAGAGAGAGCAGCAGAUUGAUGAGAAGGAGCACACACCCGACAUCGUGAAGCUCUACGAGAAAUUACGACUUUGCAUGGAGAAAGUUGACCAGAAAGCUCCAGAAUACAUCAGGAUGGCAGCAUCAUUAAAUGCUGGGGAGACAACCUACAGUCUGGAACAUGCCAGUGACCUUCGAGUGGAAGUGCAGAAAGUGUAUGAGCUGAUAGACACUUUAAGUAAGAAGAUCUUAACCUUGGGCUUGAACCAGGACCCUCCACCACAUCCAAGCAAUUUGCGGCUGCAGAGAAUGAUCAGAUACUCAGCUACACUUUUUGUGCAGGAAAAGUUGCUUGGUUUGAUGUCACUGCCAACCAAAGAACAGUUUGAGGAACUGAAAAAGAAGAGGAAGGAGGAAAUGGAGAGGAAGAGGGCUGUGGAGAGACAAGCUGCCCUGGAGUCCCAGCGAAGGCUUGAGGAAAGGCAGAGUGGCCUGGCUUCUCGAGCGGCCAACGGGGAGGUGGCAUCUCUCCGCAGGGGCCCUGCCCCCUUGAGAAAGGCUGAGGGCUGGCUCCCACUGUCAGGAGGUCAGGGGCAGAGUGAGGACUCAGACCCGCUCCUCCAGCAGAUCCACAACAUCACAUCAUUCAUCAGGCAGGCCAAGGCCGCGGGCCGCACGGAUGAAGUGCGCACCCUGCAGGAGAACCUGCGGCAGCUGCAGGACGAGUAUGACCAGCAGCAGACAGAGAAGGCCAUCGAGCUGUCCCGGAGGCAGGCUGAGGAGGAGGACCUGCAGCGGGAACAGCUGCAGAUGUUGCGUGAACGGGAGUUGGAACGAGAAAGGGAGCAGUUUCGGCUGGCAUCCCUGCACACACGGACUCGGUCCCUGGACUUCAGAGAAAUCAGCCCUUUUCAGCUGGAGCCCAGUAGAGAGCCUCGCACCCACCUUGCUUAUGCUUUGGAUCUAGGCUCUUCCCCAGUUCCAAGCAGCACAGCUCCCAAGACCCCUUCACCUAGCUCAACUCAAUCCAGCAGAGUGUGGUCUGGGCCCCCCGCCGUUGGCCAGGAGCUCUUAACCCAGAGCAGCGUGCCACAGCAACAUGAGGGGCCCUCGUUAAACCCCUUUGAUGAGGAAGACCUCUCCAGCCCCAUGGAAGAGGGCACUACUAGUCCUCCUGCUGCAGGGGUUUCCUUAGACCCUUCAGCCCGCAUCCUGAAAGAGUACAAUCCUUUCGAGGAAGAGGACGAGGAGGAGGAGGAGGCAGUGGCAGGGAAUCCAUUCAUUCAGCCAGACAGCCCAGCUCCUAACCCCUUCAACGAGGAAGACGAACAUCCCCAGCAGAGGCCCUCAAGCCCUCUGGUUCCUGGCAACCCCUUUGAGGAACCCACCUGUACCAACCCCUUUGAGAUGGACAGUGACAGUGGGCCAGAGGCUGAGGAGCCCAUAGAGGAAGAGCUCCUCCUGCAGCAGAUAGAUAACAUCAAGGCAUACAUCUUUGAUGCCAAGCAGUGCGGCCGCCUGGAUGAGGUAGAGGUGCUGACAGAGAACCUGCGGGAGCUGAAGCACACCCUGGCCAAGCAGAAGGGGGGCACUGACUGACCAGCAGUGGAGAGGGCACCUUUGGGCCCAGGGGUCUGGCAGGAGCCAGUGGAGCAGGACAGAGGGCAGGCGGGAUGGAUGGGGAAGGUGGCAGGGUGAGAACUCAGAUGCACACAGGUGAGGGGCAGGAAUCUGCUGUUUUGUGUUGCGCACUUUGAGGUAUUUCCACUACAGUUGAAUAAUAAAAUAGAAACUAGAACAGGGAGAAUCAGCA
Molecule: messenger RNA, 3242 nt
Organism: Nomascus leucogenys (northern white-cheeked gibbon)
Lineage: Eukaryota; Metazoa; Chordata; Mammalia; Primates; Hylobatidae
Gene: RBSN
Product: rabenosyn, RAB effector
Exons: 13
Coding region: 671-3028 (785 amino acids)
Molecular function (GO): metal ion binding
Source: RefSeq, a predicted model, not a curated record